Ostreobium quekettii is the source of this 1059-nucleotide messenger RNA. The record is from the annotation of a GenBank genome assembly. Lineage: Eukaryota; Viridiplantae; Chlorophyta; Ulvophyceae; Bryopsidales; Ostreobiaceae.
AUGAAUGAAGCACUGCAGCGAAGGGACACUACCGCUGGCAUUCCUCGACCUGAGCUAUUUUCACAUUUCGACUGCAGAGGUGAGCAGCAUGUCUUUGGCAUCCGGUAUGGCCUGCUGCUGGAUGCGCUGUCGGUGUUUGGCACGAUGUACGGAAUGCAGGAACUGCAGAUGAGGUACCCUGGGCCUGAGAGAGAGCUUAUCUUGGAGAUGAGUGAGGGACCUGGUGGGAAUCCAUCUUGCAUGUACGCACGACUUGACACAGUGGACGUCGCUCCGCCAAGGGACCUGGGAGAUUACAUAAAGGACCCUCUUUCAUUUUUCCACAUCCAAGGAUCCGUGCUAAAGGAGGCGACGGACGACCUGGAGUGGCCUCACGGCGCUGUCUUCGUGUCGCUGGAUUCCUGCAAUGGCAUCAGCCUCAGCUCGGAAGGCACUGGAGACCUGCAAGUCGAGCUGCCCAUGGACAGGGUGUCCGGCUUUCAGUGCGGAGUGCCGCGGCUGUCCUGGCCGUACCGCUGGCGUCAACUCCACACCGCCUUCUCCAAGAUCCCGCAGGACAAGGGGGACCAGGGAGUGUCAACGAAGGUGACCAUUGACGCCAACGGGCUGAUGAAGGUGACCCACAUGGUGAAUUUGCGCGCCAUGCUGGAAGGUGGCGGAAACGGCGCAGCUGCGGAGCGGCAGGUGCGGCUGAAUGGGAGUCUUGUACAUUUCAUUGACAGUAAGGUGAUUAGGCAAUUGCCAUGCUCUUGGGUGGCAAUGGCGUCCAGAGUGCUUGCUCCAGUCGCCCGGGGCGACAGGAAUACACUCUGGGAUUGCGUGUGCAUCUAUUGGCGUCAUUGUCGUGGCUCUUUCGAUUCUAAUGUUGCAUGCCCUUUGUGCCACUCCUUCACCUCGCUUAGCAGUCAUCUGUGUAUUGAUGAGCUUCCAAGUACUGCAAAGUCAACUGCGAUGCUUGCAAGGUGUCAGUGCGAACUUGUGCUGCUCACGUCCACAGCCGCAGUCCAAAUUUUGUCCAUCAGCAUCGUCACCAUCAUCUUGUACAGAACAAGGCAAUGA